This is a messenger RNA of Nematostella vectensis (starlet sea anemone), 1813 nucleotides long. RefSeq lists its product as uncharacterized. Lineage: Eukaryota; Metazoa; Cnidaria; Anthozoa; Actiniaria; Edwardsiidae. The coding region runs from base 313 to 1563 and encodes 416 amino acids. The transcript is spliced from 6 exons. The record is from RefSeq and is a predicted model, not a curated record. Gene Ontology annotation, molecular function: ATP binding; metal ion binding.
UUCGCUUUAAACUUCUACUAUCACGUUAUAAACGCGAUAAAACUUAGGCUUAUGCUAAUAAGGUCUAUCGCUGUUCGACGAUCAUAACGCGGACCCGUCAAUCCUGUUUUUAAGCCUGACGUAAACGAGAUUUGUGAGGAUUGCAAACUGUGGUAUAAAGCUUCAAAACGCUCACGAUGGCAUACAUUCCCCCUUUCUCUCGAUCGCAUAGUCGCUGUGUGUUCUCAGGUCGAAGUAAACCGUCUUCAGAGUCCCAAAAAUUAAAUCAUUUAAAUAUAUUUUCAGAGACGAAAAGCAUCAUCUUAUCACUUAAUGGAUGCUGUUGUGUUGAUUCCUACCUCUGAGAGCUUCGAGCCCUGGAAUGACGACAAAAAAGUUUGUGAGAAGACAAACGCGGAAUUCAAACCCUUAUCUUGUGUGACAUUCUCAAGCCUCUUCAAGAAAGACCUUGAGGAUGCCUACAUAUUUCCUGAAAGACCAUCUUCAUUUAACCAUGAUGCCAAGCUGGUGAAUGAUGAGAGAUACUUAAUCCAUGACUACCCACCCUGGCCAUCAAAGUACAUUGAGCAGUUGCCACGGGAAUUGUGUGCCACAAUGGGAGAUGACCUGCCAGUACUACUGAGAGACCCACCCAGUGAAGAGCUAAAGGAACACUGGAGCAAAGUACUUUCCUUUUUUCCAGCUGCUGACAUUAGACAACUUGAUGAAGAAGACACUGGCUACAAGACAAUUGUAACAAAUUACCCUCUACAAUCCCUUCCUCGUGAGCGGCAUGCUGUGGACCCUGAUGCCCACCACAAGGUGCUCUGCAAGAGCACUAUUCCUGAGAUGGGUGCAAGCUGCCCGUAUCACAUGUCUAUUCAUGACUACACCAUUCCUUGCAUGAUCAAGGUGUCUCAUGGUAUUGCCGGGCGUGGUACAUUCAUGGCAAAAACACAAGAAGCAGCUGAAGCAAUCAUCAACACAAUGCAAAAUGAGAUGCAGUGCAAUGAGCCAAUUGUUACUGAGGUGAUCGAGGGCAUUACAGGAAAUCUCUGUGUCCAGUUCCAUCUUUUCAAAUCAGGGGAGACCCACUGGAUUGGUGCCACUCAACAGGUGAUCGGUGAAGACCUGGAAUGGGAGGGCGGAAUCGUGAACUGGAAUGAACAGGAAAAGCUGAAAAAGCUUGUGUUCAAGACAGUGCGACCAGUCAAGAAGUAUCUUCACAGUAAGGGCUACUUUGGUGUGGUAGGCGUAGACAUCCUCACCACCAAACAUGAACAAUACGUGAUCGACCUAAACCCGAGGUUUAACUGCAGCUCAGCGCUCCUCUUAAUGGCCCCUCACAUGGCCGCCAAAGGGUACCCGGUGUCGAAAAUGCUGAGAAUCCCAGACGUUAGGCUCUCGGAGAAAGAGUUAAUGAGAAAGAUCCAGAAGAUCAACGAUGAAGGUGAGGGCGUGGUCGUCACGCUGGGUAGUUACGAGUCUCAGGAUGGCUCGUCCCGCCAGGUCACCGCGUGUAUGUACGCGCGAACGGAUAAAGAGGUGCAACAUUUGCACGAGCAGCUCACCACUGCGUGCUAGAACCAGUAUUUCACAUUUGAAUUUUCACACAAAUUUAAAACAAAACCUAAACAUGGCGUUCUUUCCCGAACGUAUGAGUGACUAGAACUUGUACAUAUUAUAAAAAAAGAUUUUUUGUACCGUUUUCGCGGUAUAUAAAUAAUAUAUAUAAUAUACAUAAUAUAUAAUAUUUGAGUUGAUAAGGAUAAAUUUAUUUUUUGAAAUUAUUUAUAUAUUUUUCUAUAUGCACUAAUAAAAUUGUAAAGACAGA